AUGGAGAAUGCUGCGUGCCUGCCGCCGUCAUUGCGGAGUUUGGGAAGCUGUAGUGACCACGCCAGAGAACGCCUCAUUCCGGGACUCGACCGCCAUUCCUCUUAUCAGGGAGGCUCGAACAAAUAUCACUGGAGCAUCACGGUCAUCCAAAGUACCUUGAAUGGUUUAAGUCACGCUACGCAAGCACCUGCACUGUUCAAUUCAAGCAUUGCGAAUCAGCGGAUCGCUUCUGACUGGCAUUCUUCUCUAUUUGCCGGAGGACAUGCCCCCAAAUAUGCCCACAUAUCCUAUCCCAAUCGACUUCUAAGCGGAAGAGGACCUGCGGGAUUCCAGCUUCACGAAAACCGCGUGCCACAAUAUAUCUGUGGCGCCGCCUGCUCCACAUCCACCCGUAUUGUGUAUUCCAAGUUAUCUGGACUUGCAAACCAUUAUGUUCUCCUCUCCAAGGGGAGUCGCCGUAUCUACUGCAGCCGAAUCGUCGUACUCUGUUCGAAAGAGGCCUUCCCGGAUGCUAUCCACAACUUCGCCCUUCUAUUAGCUGAGUCUCAUCCGAACGAAGGAUUACUCGUACCUCGAGCUGGUGCUGCUAGCUUUCAGUGUCCCCAACAAGUGCAAGUAGCAGUACCGCUGAGAGGCGCCCAGAACACGAAGAUGCCUCCGCCGGGGUGCAGGCGUUCGCCUUCCUGGCAUCAAGAUGAGGCGCAGGACAUGAGGUAUAACUGCCCCCCGGCCCCUUCGAGAGGUGGGGAUGGAGCCCGCAGGCUCCUCGCUGAGGUGGGUUCGGCGGAGGGGAGGAAGGAGCUGGUGUCGGCGUGGCGGAGGGAGCCUGAAGGCGAGGCGUCAGCUCUACCGUCUCUGCCGCGAGAGCUCGAGGGUUUACAGCAGGAAUAG
Molecule: messenger RNA, 891 nt
Organism: Westerdykella ornata
Lineage: Eukaryota; Fungi; Ascomycota; Dothideomycetes; Pleosporales; Sporormiaceae
Exons: 1
Coding region: 1-891 (296 amino acids)
Source: RefSeq, a predicted model, not a curated record